UGACAGACGGACUGACAGAAGAAAGACAGAGGACGAGAUUUUCCUUCUUGCAUCAUGGCGGACAGUGCGGACAUGGAGCAGCUGCUGGCGGCCUUUAAGAAGUUCGCCGUUCAUGGAGACACGAAGGCGAUGGGGAAGGAGCUGAACGGGAAGAACUGGGCCAAACUGUGUAAAGACUGUAAGAUCAUCGACGGCAAGAACGUCACCGCCACUGACGUCGAUAUCGUCUUCUCCAAAGUCAAACAGAAGACGUCUCGCGUCAUCACGUACGAGGAGUUCCACAGAGCGCUGCAGGAGUUGGCUCCAAAGAGAUUCAAAGGUCAAAGUAAAGAGGAGGCGCUGCGGUCCAUCGUCGCUCUGGUGGAGGGAGGAGAACCGUCCAACGCCGGAGUGACGAAAGUGGCGAAGACGGCGGCUGUGGACCGUCUGACCGACGCGUCCCGCUACACCGGAUCACACAAAGAGCGCUUCAACGAGAGCGGCAAGGGCAAAGGUCGUGAGGGCCGCGAGGAGCUCGUGGACAACACUGGCUACGUGGGAGCGUACAAGAACGCUGGGACGUACGAAUCCAAGAUGAAGGGAGAGAAGUAACAAGGCAAGAGGUGGCGCCCCCCGCUGGAGGCUGACAGGAAGUACAGCUCCUACAGGACUGUCAGACCGUGUGUGUGUGUGUGUGUGUGUGUGUGUGUGUGUGUG
Messenger RNA from Paralichthys olivaceus (Japanese flounder), 696 nucleotides. NCBI's taxonomy places the organism in Eukaryota, Metazoa, Chordata, Actinopteri, Pleuronectiformes, Paralichthyidae. The record is from RefSeq and is a predicted model, not a curated record.